This is a messenger RNA of Cladocopium goreaui, 939 nucleotides long. The record is from the annotation of a GenBank genome assembly. NCBI's taxonomy places the organism in Eukaryota, Dinophyceae, Suessiales, Symbiodiniaceae.
AUGGCCGAGCCAACGGCGCCGCUGGCGCCGGUGGCGACGACGGCCUUCGCGGCGCAAAGGUUGCCGCGGAACACCAUCCAAACGGUGGUGGCGCCCACGGUGCGGCAAACGAGUCCAUUUACACCGCGCGAUGGGAACGUUGCGAACAUCUGGGCCGCGCCCUUGCGGAGUUCGUCGGUGCCAAGAGUCGCGUCGGCACAAGGCCUAGCCGCAGGACCCACCUUGUUCUUGGCUAGUGGCGCCACCACUCCCGGACGCCCAGUGCCAGUGCCCUACACGCGGCACGCGCCCGUGGCCGUGGCCAACGUGGCGCCGCGCGCGCAGUUCGUGCGUCUGGAUGAAGGCCUCAGCGGGGUCAACGGCAUCAACGGCGUCAACGGCGUCAACGUCAGCGGCGUCAGCGGCGUCAGCAGCAACGCCGGUGCGGCCACCGGCGAUGUGCAAAAGGUGAGGGAAGAACUGGAGGCUCGGAUGGCUGAGAUGCAAAGUCGCUGGGAGGAGCGUUUCUGUGAAGCCGUAGAUUUCUGGCAUCAAGCAUGGUCCACCACCACUUCAGUUGUCAAAGACUGCAACACCCACUGUGUGAAGCUGAGUGAGGUUUUGGAGGCGUCAUUGGAUCAACUUGGCCAAAAGAGCCUGGAGGUGGUGAACCUUCAAAAUCGCGUGCAACUACUGGAGGCAGCGUGUGGUCAAGCAAAUUCGCCUGUGAACAAGGAUGCCAGCUCACCUCAAACCCUGCUGAGCGGCUGCUCCGGAACCAGCGACAGUUUCAAGAAGCUCUCCGAGGAGUUGGCCUCCUUCGCGGACUACGUCUCCGAGCAGAGCUGGCGCAUGCGCUCCGACCUGGGCCGGGACAACUCGAAGCCACAGCCCAGCAGUGCCGGGGCCUUGCCCAGGCCGCCAGUGGAGGCCACGGCCAUGAGUCAUUCAUGGAGAUAA